UAAUGGCAGCGAAAGAAAGAGAUACCAAACCCUGGUAGGAGGAGCCUUUUCCGAUCACCACUCGUCUUUUCCGGCGUAUCAAUCCAAGCUUAGGAAUCUUGCCAUUCCGUUGACGACGUUGGGAGAUGGAAAAAGAGCAAGAGUUGGAGUGGCUUGAAGCCCAAAAGAUUGUAAUAAGUGAAGAUCUUGUGGCCGUUGCAAAAAUGCAGCUUCAGUUCCUUGCAGUUGUUGAUAAGCACAGAUGUCUCUAUGAUGGUCCUACUUUACAAAAAGCCAUCUACAGGUAUAAUGCUUGCUGGCUUCCCUUGCUUGCCAAACAUUCUGAGUCCCAGAUCUUUAAAGGACCCCUAGUUGUUCCUGUGGAUUGUGAAUGGAUUUGGCAUUGUCACAGGCUCAAUCCAGUGAGGUACAAAACCGACUGUGAGGAUCUUUAUGGUAGGAUUCUUGAUAACUACAAUGUUGUAUCUUCUGUUCAAGGGGCUUCAACAAGUGAAACUGAAGAAAUAUGGAACACGAUGUACCCCAACGAGCCCUACCUCUUGGACUUGACAAGAGAUUUUUCAAAGGAUACAUCUGAAAAAAUUUCUGGAUGUGAAAAACAUACCAAAUAUGAUUUGGUUUCAGCUGUUAAAAGGCAGAGUCCUUUCUGUUACCAGGUAUCCAGGCCCCAUAUGAAUAAUCAACAUUUUCUUGAAGGAGCUGUAGCCAGAUACAAAGGUUUUCUAUAUCUAAUCAAGAGAAACAGGGAAAGAUCCAUAAAUUGUUUCUGUGUUCCGACUUACGACAUUGACCUUAUCUGGCACUCUCAUCAGCUGCAUCCUGUUUCUUAUUGCAAAGACCUGUGUAAAUUAGUUGGCAAGGUAUUAGAGCAUGAUGACAUGGUUUCAGACAGAACAAAGGGGAAAAAGUUAGAUUUUGGGUUUUCAGAAACUACCAAGCAGUGGGAGGAGACAUUUGGUUCACGUUACUGGAGAGCAGGAGCAAUGCAUAGAGGCAAUGCUCCCUCUCCUCUUACAACCACUCCUUACUCACCCAAUAUGAUGACCAAGAAGGUAGUUGCACCAUAUGAUUGUCAGAAAAUAAUCCAGCUUCCUGAGGUGAAAGUUGUGGAGGUCCUUCUGGAGAUUGUUGGAGUCAAAAACUUACCAGUGGGACAUAAAGGAAGCCUCUUUGUUUCAUUUAGUAAAACACAGCCGGACACAAUCUUCAAUGCUAAGCAAAGACUGACCAUUUUUUCGGAGUCUGGGGAAAAGCAGGUUGCUUCUUUCCAGUGUGAACCUACAGGAGAGCUGCUGUUUCAACUUAUAUCCCAUUCACCUUCCAACUUACCCAACUUACCGAUACCGAGGCCUUCUAAAAAGAUGGGUUCCACUUCGCUCUCCCUGCGAGAGUUCCUUUCCCCAAUUUCUAGACUCUCUGUAGAAAAAUGGUUGGAGUUGGUGCCUAGUUCUGGAAAUGUGAGUGCUAAGCCAAUAUGUUUACGAAUUGCUAUCUCGUUCACUGUUCCAGCCCUAGCACCACGUAUCGUUCACACUGUUUGUUCUCGGCCAUUCUUAAGAAGUUCAUGUUUUUUCCCACUUCCUGGAAGGAUCCAACAUGCUAAGAGGUGGACACGUGUUAUUGAUGAAGCUGGAAGUGAGGUCAUCAGCCUCCAAAUGAGGGAUUCAAAAAAGGGAACUGCAAGAGACACCUCUGUUUCAAGGAGAGAGGUGAUCGGUGUUACUACAUCUCUUGAAACAAUUACUCUUGCACAGUUCUUAGGCACUGGGUGGUCAUUGAUGGAUUAUAAUUGGUGCCUUAAGUUUGAGAAGAAAUCUGGGAAAGAUGGCCACCUCUUUGAGCUCGUGGGGAAUAGGAUGGUGAAAAUUUACCCUGGUAGAAAGCUGGAAUUCGAACACAAGCACUGUGAGAGGCAGAAAAGUGACCAUGGCUUCCUUACUGCAGUUGAAUUCUCUGCAGAAGUUCCUUAUGGAAGAGCUGUGGCAUUGCUUGACUUGAAAUCUGGAUUUCUCAAGGUGAAUGAAGAGUGGUUAGUGCUGCCUGGGAUCAUAUUGGUCUUCAUACUUUCUGAUAUUUUGAGGAAAGAAGGAUGUGAUAGCUUCACUGUCAGUGAAGGCAAUUUGAAAGAGACAGAAAAUUUAAGUGGGUGCUAUGAAGAUGAAAAACCCAACCUAAGCAAUACCAUGGGACUGGAAGUGGAGUCGAAGAUGGAGGGGCCUGAAGGAAAUGCAGUCAUGCCAGAGGAAGGAAGGUCACACAGUGGAGGAUGUGGCAGUGGUUGUGGUGGUGGGUGUGGAAACAUGUCAAAGAGUGGUGGCUGUGGUGGGUGUGGAAACAUGGUGAAGAGUGGUGGCUGUGGUGGUGGUGGUUGUGGUGGUGGCUGUGGUGGUGGUUGUGGUGGUGGAUGUGGCAGUAGGUUUAAGAGUGGUGAGUGUGGCAUUAGCUUCAGGACUGGCGACUCCACUGGUGAAUCUAGAUAUGGAACCAACGCUGGUAACCCCUGCACGGGCGAACACUUAAGGGAAGCACCACCCACUCAAAUGAAUGCAACAGCUGUUGCUUAAUAUCGACUUUCUUAAAGUCCCUAGCAUUAUGGAAUAAGCAGCAAUAAACUUAUCACAUUCUGAUAAGAUUCUUGUAAUGUGUGUUAUGGGUUCCUCUAUGUACAGGGUUUUUACCAACAUCAAGUGCAACUAGCAUUUGGAGUUGCAGCUGUGUGCCUUCUUAAUGUAAUGUGUAAAUGGACCCAUUGGGUUCUCUUCUUCUCCUAUUCCUCGAUGUAAAGUGUGAUGGAACUUUUCAUUGCCCAAUAAGUAUGGCACACAAAGAAAUAAAAUUAUAAGGCGUGACCAUCAGACUUAGCUGGAGCUUUUAA
This is a messenger RNA of Vitis riparia (riverbank grape), 2875 nucleotides long. Its product is annotated as glycine-rich domain-containing protein 2-like. NCBI's taxonomy places the organism in Eukaryota, Viridiplantae, Streptophyta, Magnoliopsida, Vitales, Vitaceae. The record is from RefSeq and is a predicted model, not a curated record. The coding region runs from base 126 to 2564 and encodes 812 amino acids. The transcript has 9 exons.